AUGCUGGUGACCUAUUUGGAAGCCAGCCGGUACCUUUGCGAGAUGGGCUCAAUUCUUUUUGGCGCCACGCUGACAGUCUGCCGUAUCAUAGGCGCCAAGGUUUCUACGGCUGGACGCGCUACUGGCCAUAGUAGCGCUAUCCCAGCAUGGAGAAGAAGAAUUGAGGAACGUAUCGCAAAGGCUAGAGCUCUCAUCGGCAGACUGAUAUGCUUCAGAUCAGGCAAUAACAGGCCAAGAAUUGUGCGCACCGUCAGGAUGGCGUUUGCUGGGACAAAUGUCAGUUUGUCCCAGCCGGAUAUAACGCAAAAACUGACGGAGCGCAUAGAUGAUCCGAAGCAAAGAAUCGCUGCUUGGGGAAAGCGGAUUCGGCGAUAUACCAAGAGGUGA
This is a messenger RNA of Parnassius apollo (apollo), 387 nucleotides long. The record is from the annotation of a GenBank genome assembly. NCBI's taxonomy places the organism in Eukaryota, Metazoa, Arthropoda, Insecta, Lepidoptera, Papilionidae.